UCCACUGAAGAAGAUAUGGAAAAAAUCUGUGCACCAGAAAUGUCACCACUCGCUCCCGCGGACAAACACUGUAACAGCCGCAGCGUCGAUGAGAAGCAGUCGAGGAACUCCAUUCUAACUGAAUGGAUUGGUAUGGGGAGAAGCGGACCACAAAUCACGGCUAAGCGGCAGCUUUGGGACUGUGUAACGUUGACGAUGGUUUUACUUUCGCUGCUGUUUCGACCAGCUCACUGCCAGCAGUGUCGAAUCCAGCGCUGCAACGCAGAGUAUGUGGCUUCUACCUCACCCUCUAGUGGUCUGCAGGAGGACGUGGCUAUGGAUGUGGACUACUGCAUCGCCUUGCGGGCCUACGCUCUGUGCACCCGGCGGCAGGCACGCAGCUGCAGGGGCGACCUGGUCUACCACUCGGCCGUCUUCCGCAUUAAGGAGUUAUUCUCUCAGCAUAACUGCUCCAGUGAUGGGCCCACCUCCUCCGCCAAGGUCCCCAGCACAUCUCGCCCAGCCGUGUCGGAGCUGUGCGACUAUGAGAACCGGGUGCUCGUGUCAGGCUCGGGCGGUCAGCAGAAGAAAUACGCCCACUGUGGAUUAUUCGGAGACCCGCACCUACGGACUUUCCGAGAUGAGUUUCAGACCUGCAAGGUGGAAGGGGCGUGGCCACUGAUUGACAACCGCUUCCUGUCGGUGCAGGUGACCAACGUGCCUGUUGUCCUGGGCUCCAGCGCUACGGCAACCAGCAAGAUCACAGUGAUCUUCAAGUCUUUCCACGGCUGCACAGAUCAGAAGGUGUACCAGGCCACCACAGAGGAUCUGCCACUGGCCUUUCAGGAUGGGACUCGCAGCGGUGGCGAGAGCGGCAGCCUGACCAUCGUGGAGCGCGGCGGCUCCGGGGUGGGCCGGCAGGUGAAGAUACAAGCCCGUUACAUCGGCACUUCCAUCAUCGUCAGGCGUGUAGGCAGCUACCUGACCUUUGCCAUCCGCAUGCCAGAGGACACCCUGGACUUUUCGGAGGACAAUGGCGGUCUGCAGCUCUGCUUGCACGGCUGUCCACGCAACGAGCUCAUCAAGGAGCACACGCUGGGCCGUCAGAGCCAGCAGCCCCGCCUGCAGGGCACCAACACAGAGCUGGGUCCUCUGCGGCCUCCUCACCAGGUCUACACGGUGGAGCGGGCCACGGCCAAGUGUAGAGAGACUCUGCAGGUGGAGGACGUGUACUUUCAGUCCUGCGUGUUUGACUUGCUGACCACAGGAGACCCUGAGUUCUCCAUGGCAGCCUAUGGCGCUCUGGAGGAUUUAAAAGCGCUGCCACCCAGUAAACUGAAGCAGAACUCCCCGAGGACUCCACGUCUUUACAACCGAGGGACGUCUCACAUGGCGGCUGCAGCUGCAGCAGCUAACACCUCCCUGCUCUCACUCCUGCUCCUCAUUCUGCUGCUUUUGUAAAAAAAAAAAAAAAUUAAUGAUUUAAAAAAGAGAAACAUGGAGACAAACAGAACGUGGAAGCAUUACCAGCUUGAGGAAAGAGUGACGAGAGCUCAGACAUAUAUAUUUGUAUUUUUUCUUUGUGAAUUUUUUUGCAAUUUGUGAAUGUUGUGAUCUUUUUCCGUUUUUGUUAUUUGAAGGAUUUCACACUUAUAAAGGAUGGUAUUUCCUCCCAUUUCACAUCUUCUGUGGAUUCAUACAUGGGUCACAUCAUCAUUUGGAAACAGACAUGUGGUUUAGGGUCCAACAGUAUAACGUUGUUUCUAUAUGCUCGCUGUUAAUUGGUUUACAAUAUCUUUUAAAACUCAUAAUUGUGUGUGCUGAUGUCACGGCAGCUAAACAGCAUUGAGUUUUUUUGUAAAUAGAAAAGUCAUCAUCGUGCACAACCUCCAAACACUCCAUCAUGUAUGAAGCUGCACGUGUAACUCCAUACUGUAUGUACGCUGCUCGUCUGCAGAGCAACGUGGCUUCUAGAUCCUGUAUAAUCCAGUCAUAUCAGCAGCACUUAACGGUUCUAACAGCAAGUUACGUGUACUCAAGUGUUAUUUCUUUGUCUAUACCAACUGUUAUCUCAUAAAUCUGGCGUGCUAAAUACACAGGAUCCAACAACUGUAUGUAAAAACUACCUAUCCAUAAUAUAUGAUGUGUCAGUGUGAUAUUCAACACUCAUCUUCUGUGAAACACUCCCUCUUCAAGCUGUUUGGCUUCCAGUUUUAAAGGUAAAAAACAAAAAAAACACAAAUCUUUAUAUAAUAAUAUAUUAAAAGAGUGUAUAUAUGUGUUUUAUAUUGUGUACAUUUGCCUGUGUAUAGAUGUUUUAACUGUAAUAUGUUUUACAUUUGUUGUGUUUAGUAGGUUAAUUUGAGACAUUGUAAGAAAAAUUAACUAAUAUGUGUUUGUAAUUUUCUGUAUUAAAGUGUUGGACACUCCAGAACAA
Epinephelus moara (kelp grouper) is the source of this 2416-nucleotide messenger RNA. RefSeq names its product RGM domain family, member D (gene rgmd). Gene Ontology annotation, biological process: BMP signaling pathway. The record is from RefSeq and is a predicted model, not a curated record. Gene Ontology annotation, molecular function: coreceptor activity. Lineage: Eukaryota; Metazoa; Chordata; Actinopteri; Perciformes; Serranidae. Bases 16 to 1440 code for a protein of 474 amino acids. The transcript is spliced from 5 exons. Gene Ontology annotation, cellular component: plasma membrane.